CUGAGGCAGCCCGCCGUUCUCACUACUCUCAAACAGGAGCUCGAGUCCACCUUUCCCGACGGCGUGCUUAAUUUGAAGAGCCUGGAAACUUGUGCCUUUUUGAACCUCUGCAUCAAGGAGAGUACGCGCUUCAUACCAGCAGGGCCUGGUCCAUUUCCAAGGGUCGUGCCAGAAGCUGGCAUGCAAUUGAGCGAUGGUCGCUGGCUGCCACCAGGUACGCUCGUCUUCGUCGCAGCAGGCGUAUCCAACAUGGACCCAAAAAUUUACGACAAGCCAGAAAUUUACAAUCCCCUGCGUUGGAAGAAUGCGACACGAGAGAUGGAAGCCAGCUUGCUCACUUUUUCGAGCGGUCCGAGACAGUGCCUUGGUGUG
Ceraceosorus guamensis is the source of this 372-nucleotide messenger RNA. RefSeq names its product cytochrome P450. The annotation marks the transcript as partial. Gene Ontology annotation, molecular function: monooxygenase activity; heme binding; iron ion binding. The transcript has a single exon. Lineage: Eukaryota; Fungi; Basidiomycota; Exobasidiomycetes; Ceraceosorales; Ceraceosoraceae. The record is from RefSeq and is a predicted model, not a curated record.